Molecule: messenger RNA, 2103 nt
Organism: Zingiber officinale
Lineage: Eukaryota; Viridiplantae; Streptophyta; Magnoliopsida; Zingiberales; Zingiberaceae
Product: protein SHI RELATED SEQUENCE 4-like
Exons: 2
Coding region: 721-1479 (252 amino acids)
Biological process (GO): positive regulation of DNA-templated transcription
Cellular component (GO): nucleus
Molecular function (GO): DNA-binding transcription factor activity; DNA binding
Source: RefSeq, a predicted model, not a curated record
UGGGGAAAGAGAUAAAACAGAGCGCAGAGCAGUGAUUGACUAGCAGGCAUUUCGAGGCGGCCGCAGCAGCAGCAGCAGCAGCAGCACCGCUGUCUCCUUGGCGGCGUCGCAGUGGUAGAUCAGAUGCGUUUCCUUGUUCCCUUCCCCUUCGUCUAAACUACACUACUAGUAUUCACAAUAAUUUUCGGAAUCGAAGCUCCAGAGGAGAGACAAGAAGCAACAACAGCAGCAGCCUCUGCUUCUUUCCGCUCGCUGACACCAAGAAAAAGCAGACGCGGAGAGAGAGAGAUCUGUCGCAUUCUUCACUCCAAAGAUGCUGCUGCUUUUUCCGAUUUUUGGAAGAAAAGGCCGUGAAUUGAUGCGGCGAUCAAGAGCGGAGUAGAGGGGGAAGAAGAUUGGGCGGUUCUACAGCAGCGAGAGCGACCAUUCUCUCCUUCUCGCUUCCAAAGCUUGCUCCUUUACUCCGGCGAAAGUGGGGAUCGGGAAGAAAAGGCCGUGAAUUGAUGUGUUACCAAGCGGCUGCGGUGAGGGAGAAGAGGAAUACAUAUGCAGCGAAGGGAGAGUGAUCAUCUCGCCUCUUCCCCCUUGAAGUUUGCUCCAUUUUUUGCGCUUUUCUUCGGCGAAGGCAGGGGUCGGAGGAAGAAAAGCCGGCUAGUAAUCGAUGUGUUAGCACUUAGCUAGCGACGGAUCGGAGUGGAGGGAGAAAAGGAGGAGAAGAGCAUGGCCGCUGGAUUCCCUUUCGGAAGCGGCGUCGGUGGCGAAGGCCACCGAAAGAUGCCGCUGACGGGGAAUUUCUUCCUCUACGGCGGCGGUAGCCGGAACGAUGACAUAGAAGGUAGCGGCUACACUCGCAGCUUCGAGCUGACGCGGCAGCAGGGGCAGGGGCAGGAGCAGUCGCCGUAUUUGGGCUUCCCCGACGAGGUACCGAUUGUGCGUUCCACCGCCGUCGCCGCUGCUGGCACCGGAGGGAAGAGCUGCCAGGACUGCGGCAACCAGGCGAAGAAGGACUGCACCCACCUCCGUUGCCGUACCUGUUGCAUGAGCCGCGGAUUCCCCUGCUCCACCCACGUGAGGAGCACGUGGGUUCCUGCCGCCAAGCGCCGCGAGCGCCAGCAGCAACUCUCCGCCGCCGUCACCACCGCGUAUGGAGGAAAUCUCGAGUCUGAGAUCUUCCCGCCGGAAGUGAACGCAGAGGCAAAGUUCCGCUGCGUGCGCGUCAGCGCCGUCGACGACGCCGACGAAAAGUACGCCUACCAGACCACCGUCCACAUCGCGGGCCACCUCUUCAAAGGCAUCCUCUACGAUCACGGCGCCGCCACCGACCUCCCCCAACUCACCGGCGAAGCAUCCACUUCCUCUGCCACCGCCCGCGACGCCGCGGCGCCGGAGCUCCUCGAUCAAUGCCCAAGCACUCCCCUCGUCGCCUUCGUCUCCGGUAGUCCGCCGCCGUUUUCCCUCCACCGACAGAGACACAACUAAUUAAUCUGAUUAAUCAAUCAAAUAGUGUACGAUCAAACAUUACUCCUCAAUCAAUCACACUGAAUUGGCAUGGAUGAAUGCCGCCAUGGUAGCUCCAAAAAGGAGGAACGAGAUUAAGGAAGAAGAAUGAUUCUGUAGGGAAUGCUGGAAGGAUCUCUCUGUUCGAGACAAAGGGAAUCGUUGAAGCCUGAAGGACGUCUCGAAGAAUAUUUUGAAAGUUUUGAGAAUUUCUUGAGGUAUUUUAAGAACACAAACAUUCAAUUUAUUAUCUAUGAAUCUAUAGAGGCAAUACGUAAAGAUAUUGUAGAUCGAUAAGAUAAUAUAAAUGAAUUAUAAAAUGAUUAAAAAGGAAAUUCAGAGGCAGCAGCGGUGCAGCAUCAUGAGCAUCAUCAGCAGUAGCGUGUACUUCUUCUCGGAAGAAGAUGAAGGGUUUUAAAAGGGUAUUUCAAGAGAGGGUAGAUUGGUCGACUAAAAGAUCUCAGGAUCAUUUUGACGUUCAAAUUAAAGUUUGCUUGAGAUGGUAUUUUGAAAUAAGAAGAUCAAGAAGAAGGGUACCUAGAAUUUGAAGAACUUAAAGAGAAAUCAGAAUUCUUUUUCAUUGAGUAUCUAUAGUUGUCUUAAGAG